This is a messenger RNA of Morone saxatilis (striped sea-bass), 2223 nucleotides long. RefSeq names its product SLIT-ROBO Rho GTPase-activating protein 1-like. NCBI's taxonomy places the organism in Eukaryota, Metazoa, Chordata, Actinopteri, Moronidae. The transcript has 20 exons. Gene Ontology annotation, biological process: negative regulation of cell migration; signal transduction. Gene Ontology annotation, cellular component: cytoplasm. Bases 1 to 2223 code for a protein of 740 amino acids. The record is from RefSeq and is a predicted model, not a curated record.
AUGGCAGCCACAGAAAACUUCCCAGUGGGGAAGCGGCCUAUAUUUAGUGUCAAUCUGCUGCAGGAGUUUCGACAGAGUUCCACCCCACUGGGGGCCGACUCGCCAUUCCGACAGCUGCAGCAAUCGAAUCGGGAAGCAGAAUGGAGCUACGACGGCUCUCAAGGACACAGGCUUGUUCGUUGCCAUAACGACGCUCACAUGUCUGCCGUAAUCGAACGGCUGAUCUGGUCAGCUGAAGGGGCUGAGUUACGACGCAGAAUCCCGCUUGAUGGCACUCAUGGCUUUCCGAACGCGGGACCCGAACUGAUUACAGUUGCUAAAGGGCCGUACACCGGCGUGGUGAAGCUGCAGACGAUGCGCUGCCUGUUCGAGGCGUACGAACACGUCCUGUCUCUGCUGGAGAGAGUCUUCACCCCGAUGUUCUGUCACAGCGAUGAAACACGAAAGUGGCAUCGAUCUUUUCAAUUGAUCUUCUUGUUUGACUCUCAGAUGAAAGAUGUGCGGGCCCAGUUGGUGGAGCAGCAGCGAUGUCUGGAGCAGCAGACCGAGAUGCGAGUUCAGCUGCUUCAGGACCUGCAGGACUUCUUCAGGAAGAAGGCCGAGAUCGAAACGGAAUAUUCCCGAAACCUGGAGAAGCUCGCCGAGAGGUUCAUGGCCAAAACGCGCAGCACGAAAGACCAUCAGCAAUACAAAAAGGAUCAGAACCUGCUCUCUCCGGUGAACUGCUGGUACCUGCUGUUAAACCAGGUGAGGAGGGAGAGUAAGGAUCACGCCACCAUCAGCGACCUCUACCUGAACAACGUCAUCAGCCGCCUCACGCACAUCAGCGAGGACUCUGCUCGCCUGCUGAAGAGGAGUAAGGAGAUAAUCUUUCAGCUUCAGGAAGACCUCAUGAAGCUCCUGAAUGAGCUUUACACCGUAAUGAAGACAUAUCACAUGUACCACGUGGAGACGAUCAGCGCGGAGACAAAGCUGCGGGAGGCGGAGCGCCAGGAGGGACGUGUGAAGGGCGUCUCGGGGACGGGCGGAGGGGUGGAGCCCGUGUUCGGCCUGCGGAUAGAAGAGCGCCACCAGAGGCGCAACGCCGCCCGCAAGAUGGAGAAGAUGAGGGAGAAGAGGAAGGCAAAGUACUCAGAGAACAAACUAAAGACUCUUAAAGCGAGGAACGAGUAUCUGUUGACUCUGGAGGCCACAAACGCCUCCGUGUUUAAAUACUACAUCCACGACCUGCCCGACAUCAUAGACUGCUGUGACCUAGGGUACCACUCCAGUCUGAGCCGGGCUCUGAGGACCUACCUAUCAGCCGAACUGAGCCUUGAAGCCUCCAGGAGGGCGGGUCUGGAGGUGCUGGAGGGCGCCGUGGAGGGCCUGGACCCUGCCCGCGACAGGCAGCGUCUGCUGGGCCUCUACCCCACUGCCUUCUGCCCCCCGCAGCGCUUUGGCUUCCAGGCCCACAUGGGCGACGCAGUGACCCAGAUUGCCUCCCAGCCACAGGUCCAAGCUGAGCUCAACCUGCGCCUCACGCAGCUCCAGACCCGCCUGGCGUCCCUGAAGAUAGAGAACGAAGAGGUGAAGAAGACCUGGGGUGCGACUCUGACGACCCUGCAGGACAUGACGGUGCUGGACGACUAUGACGUCUCCCAGAGCUUCACCCACAGCCCGUCCUCCGAGUCGGUCAAGUCCAGCGUGUCGGACGGCUACUUGAACAAGCCGAGUCUGGCCAAGAGACGGGCCAACCAGCAGGAGACGGAGCUCUUCUACUUCAAUAAAUUCCGCGAGUAUCUGGAGGGAAGUAAUCUAAUUUCCAAACUGCAGGCCAAACACGACAUAUUGAAGAAAGCCUUAGCAGAGGGGUAUAAAUCUGAACUACUGACUACCAGUCGUGGGCGGAAGAACUCCCAUAGCAAGCAUCAGGAUUCAACCAAAGCCAUACCCUUGCUUGUGGAGAGCUGCAUCCGCUUCAUCAACCUACAUGUUUCAAGUCUUGUUCCUAGCCUUUCCCAGUACAGCGAUGAGAACAUGAUGGAUGCUGGGAACCUGGCCAUUGUGUUCGGCCCCACCCUCCUGCCCACACCGGACACCCUGGACCAGGUCGCCUGUCAGGCGCACGUGAAUGAGGUCAUCAAAACGGUCAUCCUGAACCACGACAACAUCUUCCCAGACACGAAGGAGCUGCCCGGGCCGGUUUAUGAGAAGUGUAUGACUGGAGACCAGUACUGGUGA